CAGGACGCUCCAAACAGUCUUUAGUGGGCAAAAUGUUCCACCACCCGGGUCAGGUAAAUGGCUGCAUAUUAGGGGCUGGCACAUCAGGCUGGGCAGCGGACAGAGGCACAUCAGGCUGGGCAGCGGACAGAGGCACAUCAGGCUGGGCAGCGGACAGAGGCACAUCAGGCUGGGCAGCGGACAGAGGCACAUCAGGCUGGGCAGCAGGCAGAGGCACAUCAGGCUGGGCAGCAGGCAGAGGCACAUCAGGCUGGGCAGCGGGCACCGGGCCAUCAGGCAAGGCAGCGGGCACCGAGGCAUCAGGCAAGACAGCGGGCUCCGAGUCAUCUGGCACUACAGCGGGAACUGAGUCAUCUGGCACGACAGCGGGCAUCAGGUCAUCAAGCUCGACAGCAGGCACCGAGUCAUCUGGCAGGACAACGGGCACCGAGUCAUCUGGCACGACAGCGGGCACCGAGUCAUCUGGCACGACAGCGGGCACUGAGUCACCAAGCUCGACAGCGGGCACCGAGUCAUCUGGCACGACAGCGGGCACCGAGUCAUCAAGCUGGAUAGGGAACACCGGGUCAUCAGGCUGGAUCGGGUCAUCAGGCCGGAUCGGGUCAUCAGGCUGGGUAGCGUACACUGGGUCAUCAGGCAUCAGGGCAUCAGGCUGAACAACGG
Staurois parvus is the source of this 663-nucleotide messenger RNA. NCBI's taxonomy places the organism in Eukaryota, Metazoa, Chordata, Amphibia, Anura, Ranidae. The record is from the annotation of a GenBank genome assembly.